Molecule: messenger RNA, 2196 nt
Organism: Fonsecaea multimorphosa CBS 102226
Lineage: Eukaryota; Fungi; Ascomycota; Eurotiomycetes; Chaetothyriales; Herpotrichiellaceae
Exons: 4
Coding region: 1-2196 (731 amino acids)
Biological process (GO): positive regulation of transcription by RNA polymerase II
Cellular component (GO): nucleus
Molecular function (GO): protein binding
Source: RefSeq, a predicted model, not a curated record
AUGAAUAUGGCUGGCAUGAAUCCAGCGGCCAUGGCGCCAGGCGGGCCCGUUGGUGGUGGAAUGAUCAUGAUGAACAACGGCAGCCCGGCUACACAAGUCAACAUGGCCAGCUCUCCAGAACAACUCAAGGCUCAAUUAAACACCUACAUCUACGAGUAUUUCCUCAAGCUCGGCCACUAUGACCUUGCCCGAAGCCUGCUGCGCGAGGAAAAAUUCGAAAUCCGUACGAAGCCGCCGGUCAAGCAAAGUCCCGGUCGGCGUAAAGACGCGGAAGUGAAUGGUGUUGAUGGAGAUGCCAUGGAUACCGAUGUCAAAGACGAUAUUCCCGAGGACCUUCCUCGCCCCAUGCAUGUCGGCGAUGCCCCCUCGCCCGGCAUUGGCUUUUUGUUUGAAUGGUUUAGCAUCUUUUCGGACCUGUUCACCGCACAUCGUUCAAGCAAGAUGCAGGGUGGCCAAGGUGGAAAUAUGGGACCUGCCGCUCAAUACUUGAUGCAACAUCAGAACAUGCAACGCAUGAGGGAAAACCAGCAAAACCAGAACCUCGCUCGGCCUGGCAUGAUGGCCGCAAACCGAUUUGCCAUGCAGGCUAAUCUGCGCAACAACGUCGUGAACGGGAACAACAUGUCGGCCAAGUAUACUCCUCAACAAAUCUCGCAGCAAUUCAAACACGUGCAAAUGCUUCAGCAGCAACAGCAGCAACAGAUGCAGCGUGAACAGGGCGACGUGGAUAUGAACGGUCGCGCCUCGUCGCCGGCGGAGGGCGAGAAUGGUGGGUCGCCGUCCAAGAGACCACGACUCGAAGGUCAACAAUUCAACGGUGGCAUGAUGCCUAAUGUGCGGCCAGGAAUGCCCAACGUGGCACCUCAAAACAUGAUGAUCCAGAAUGCUUUCCAACCCAACAUGAACCAACCUCAGUUCCGGCAAAAUGGGGCUAUGCCACAGAAACCCAUGCAGGCUGGGAUGGCUAAUGGCAUGAUGAACAUGACCAAUGCCGGCUCACCCAUUAUGCAGAACAUGAAUCCUCAAUUCGAACCCGGUAUGCAGAUGGAGAUCUACAAUCAGAGGCUGGCUGGCCAACAGUUGCAAGGCGGUCCUGGUGGAGGAACUGGAAACCAUGCUCUUCAAGAUUAUCAAAUGCAGUUGAUGCUCCUUGAACAGCAGAACAAAAAGAGAUUGAUGAUGGCCAGGCAGGAGCAAGACAACGCCGUCAACAGAGACGGUGGCCCAGGCGGACCCAUGGUUGGUAUGCAACCCGGUGGCAUGUCGCCUUCGGGCAGUCGGACAGGCACUUCCCCCAACCCGGUGGAUCAGAUGAAGCGCACGCCUCAGCUAGGAGGCUUACCUGGCUCGCCAUCGGCAGGAGAUCUGGCAGGAAGAUCACCUGGCGCAAUCAACUUCAUGAAUGGCAUUCAGGGUACCGAUUUUAACCCCAACAUGUUUAUGAAAGAUAACCAAGGCAUGGUACCCGGUGCUCCGAAUAUGAGACCUCCCACGGCCAUGGAAAUGCAGGCAAAUAUGGCCCGUCAACAACAAAAUCGUAUGGGUGGUCAAUUUCAAGGUGGCCAGCCAAUGGUGCAGCAACCAUCUCAAGGAGGAGGGCCGCAACCGAUGGGCACCCCUGGCCAACGGAAUGAGAUGCCUCCUCCUCAAGCUCCUGCAGGGAACAAUGCUCAACGCAACCAGCCUGGGUCUCCGCAGAGCGGCAAUGCCCCCCCGACCCCGUCGACAACUAACAAACCGAACCCCAAGAAGAAGGGUAAGGAGGAAGGAACCAAGAAACGCCCGGCCAAGAAGGGGUCGACGGCUGCAGCUGCGGCAGCUUCAGAGAAUGAACCACCUGCGACGCCAACUCCUUCCACUCCGCUCACCCCGGUACACCCUCCAGGUUUCAACAAUUCGGCUGGCAAGGGCGGCGCGGCUGGGAUGCAGAAUCCCAAUCAAGCACCUCCACCGAACGCAGCCAUGCCACCCAAUCCACCACAAAUGCACCAGCCCGAUCUCUCACAGCAGAACGCUUUUACCGACUUCAAUGCGGACCAGAAUUUCAACUUGGAUUUCAGCAGUUUGGAGAACAGCGAUGUUUUGGAGAACUUUGACUUUGACAGUUUCCUAAACACGUCCAACGAGGACACAUUCAACUUUGACAACGCCAUGGGGAUAGGAGGAGACUUUGGAGUUGACACAACCAACGAAUAG